Schizosaccharomyces japonicus yFS275 is the source of this 3370-nucleotide messenger RNA. Its product is annotated as kinesin-like protein Klp5. Gene Ontology annotation, cellular component: cytoskeleton; plus-end kinesin complex; cytoplasm. The record is from RefSeq and is a predicted model, not a curated record. Gene Ontology annotation, biological process: mitotic spindle organization; microtubule cytoskeleton organization; microtubule depolymerization. Gene Ontology annotation, molecular function: microtubule motor activity; plus-end-directed microtubule motor activity; microtubule binding. The coding region runs from base 234 to 3089 and encodes 951 amino acids. NCBI's taxonomy places the organism in Eukaryota, Fungi, Ascomycota, Schizosaccharomycetes, Schizosaccharomycetales, Schizosaccharomycetaceae. The transcript has 2 exons.
GCUCAAUUCAUCGAGGAACGGUGUUUUAGCGCUCCUUUCGCCGUCACUCCUUCCGAGACGUCUUGUUUAAGGACUGUCUGUGUUGCUUAAUCAAAGAUCAAUCCUUGGAAACGGGAAUUCGCGACUUUGCGAGAGAAACUUACUUUUACGUUUUUAUUUGAGCCAUUGUGUGUUGAAUAACCUGCAUUCAACGGUGAGUUUGCUCUUAUGCUAGUGAAAUAGGACACAUUGUGAUGUCCAAACAAUCUUCCAUUACAGUAACUGUUCGAGUUCGUCCGUUUAAUACCCAAGAGUCCGCUCAUCUAGUCGCUGCUCCAGACUCUCUACAACUGCAUUCGUCUACUUCCAUUACCUCUUCUGUUGCAGCUUCGUACAAACCUCAUCUUCAACAUGCAAAACCAUUACGAGGAAUACGUAGAGUCGUAAAGGUGCUUGAUCAAAGAAUCCUUGUCUUUGACCCGCCGAGUGAUUCAGCUCUCGGCAGGCGUGGUAAUCGCAGACGGUCUAUGACGAAUUUGCCUGCCUCCCGAAUUCAUAGGGUAUCCAAAGGCGAUGGUCGGGAUUUACGAUAUGCUUUUGACCGUGUGUUUGACGAAACGGCAUCUCAGUAUGAUGUUUACACGGAAACAGCCCGUCCUCUUCUGGACAGCGUUUUAGAUGGCUUUAAUGCUACAGUUUUUGCAUAUGGAGCUACGGGUUGCGGUAAAACACACACCAUCAGUGGAACUCCAGAGCAUCCGGGUGUCAUUUACUUAACACUGAAAGAGCUGUUUGAAAGAAUUGAACAGCUGAAAGACGAACGCAUCUUUAGUUUGCGUCUUUCGUAUUUAGAAAUCUACAACGAAUCCAUUCGCGACCUUCUCGCUACAACCGCACAAGGAAGGAGUAGGAAUCUUUCAUUACGUGAAGACGCCGACAGACGAAUUACCGUGCCAGGACUGACGAGUCUGUCACCUUCAUCGCUUGAAGAAGUGAUGAAAAUUAUUCUGCGCGGAAACGCUAAUAGGACCAUGUCACCUACUGAAGCGAAUGCGACUUCUUCGCGUUCUCAUGCUGUAUUACAAGUUUCUCUUACCCAAAAGCCAAGAACAGCAGAUAUUAACGAAGAUCACACUCUUGCUACGCUCUCCAUAAUCGAUUUGGCUGGUUCAGAGCGGGCAAAUGCCACACGCAAUCGGGGAGAAAGACUGAAAGAAGGUGCCAACAUUAACCGGUCAUUAUUGGCAUUAGGAAAUUGCAUUAAUGCUUUGUGCGACCCACAUCGCCGGGCACAUGUCCCCUACCGAGAUUCUAAAUUGACACGUCUACUGAAAUUCAGUUUAGGUGGCAAUUGUAAAACUGUUAUGAUUGUCUGUGUGUCACCAUCUUCUGUUCAUUAUGAGGAGACUUACAACACACUGAAGUAUGCAAAUCGUGCAAAAAACAUCAAGACUGAAGUUCUUCGUAAUAUGAUUAGUGUUGACCGACACGUGAGCCAGUAUGUGAAGGCAAUUUAUGAGCUUCGUCAACAAAUCCGUGAACUUGAACGACGCUUAGAACAAUCAGAUUUGCCCACCAGAAAUACCCCGAACAGCACUAGUAUUUCAUUUGAUGCAAAGUUGAUUGAAGCACGAGACUUACUACGAGCCGCGUUUGAACAAACACUGCCUCGACAAAAGUCCGUCAUUGAGGAUGUACGGCACGCAAAGCGGAUGGAUGACUGUAUUCACUUGGUUCGUUACUGGUUAACAUCUUGCGAACGAACGUGCGCAGAUACGACAGAUGAGCGUGCGCAAUUGGCACGCGCCAAAUUGGACACCCUGCUUACGGAACGUUCUGUAUUCGUGUCUAAAGUUAACCCGAAAGAAAUUUACGGGACUUUUGAGCAAAGCAUAUCACCUAUCAUACGGACUUUGCGGGACAAUGAUGCUGAUGUCUAUGCCGACGUGUUGCAAGACGAAGUGGAUUUACUCAAGUCAAUUCAUGAAAACCAAAUUUUAGACGCUCAGAACUCUACAACACAUUUUACACAUACCUUAGAAACACUACUGACUGCAUCCUUUCGAUUGCUUCCCUCAUUGCAGAAAGGUGGUUUUGGUGAUGCGCAUAUUUUUCUAAAGAAUUGGCUGAUUAAUCUGGCCGUGAAGAAUGAACCUUUUGAGUAUAAUGGACCAUCACUCUCAUCUCUUUCGGAAAUCUCUGUUCUUAAUCAACAACUCCGCCAGAGCUGUCUUCAGGACAAUGAUCCUCUAGCAGCACUUCCGUUUUUGUCUUCGCCAUCCCAUCCACGACCUCGGCCUCCAGCGAUGUUCGUGGUUAAGUCACCAAAGAAGCCAAUUCUCCUUCCAAAACGAUCUCACAAGAAACGUGUACGUUUUGAAGAUACUAAUAGUCCUACCGAACCUGCUGUUGAUAUGGAGGAAGAAUUUGAAGAUUGGAAAGAGGAAGAUGACGAAGCCUUAAAGUCUGAAGACGAGGAACAUUUGCCUCCCCAGAAACCCGACUUUCUGCAACCCGCCCAGCCUUCAAAUACUCUUUCUUUCCGUGCACCAAGUCAACCAUUCAUUCGCAUAACGUCUCCAGCUGCACCUAUUAAACAAGCAUCUCAAGAUGCACGGACCACGGAUCCACCUUCACACUCGGACAAAUCAUCAGACGACCAACAGAAUGCAUCAUUCAUGUCCCUUGAUCGUAGUAUGACCGAAAUGGAAGUUGAUACUAGCUCUCAUAGUAUCAGAAGCGUUUCGCUAGGCUCGACGCCAUCCCGUAUCCCUACCCCCGAUUUACUCUCGUCGGGGAGACAUGCAGCUCUUGCAGACUCUAAAAGGACUCUGAAUUUUAAUUUUGCUGCCACAUCUGCCUCGUCCCUGGACAAACCAUCUGUUAUGAUACCCCCCUCUUCUAAUCUCUCUGACGCUUCUUCUCUCCCAUCUCUUUCCAGCCGUAUGAGCUUGCCUUUACCGUCGGCACCGAACAAGACCGUUCGGCGACUCAGUUCUCUCACAUCAUUACGUCUCUCUAAUCCUGCACGUGUCAUCCGACGCGACACUGGACUGUUUACGGGACCUACCAACGCUCCGUCUGACGCACCCUCUCAUGAAACGUCUUAGAAUGAACACUUCCAACUGUACUACUUAAUGAAUUUUACUUAUCAGGGAAGUUGCAGAAGCGUCUAGACGUAAGCUACUGCUUCCCUCACACACCCAAGGCUUUACCACCGGGGAAGCACUGCACACUCUUAUUAACAUCCCCAAUACCCACUCAACUAAGUACUGCUCAAUCUUUGUAGACAUACCAAAAACAUUUUUUACCCAAUUUAACUAGUUUAAGAAAACUGUACAACCCUUAAUAGUAAACGGGAUAGUAGAACAAGCACACUAUCAGAAGCCAC